AAACAAGGAAAAAGCAAGAAAAAGAAUAAAAAUAGAUUGCUGUUGUCUUGAGCAGCUUGUUAUAAUUCUUUUCAAUUGGACCCCUCUCUGACUAGAGUUGCUUUUCUCUUUUACAUUAUGGUGUCUUCUACUACUUCGUCAUCCCCGCAGCCAGACGGGUAUCUCAAUGGCGCCCACACUCUUCCUGUGCGCCCAGGUCCCAAGCUCUACGGCAGCAACGAUGGCGCCCAAUCCGGCGCUGGAACCCCCAUUGGGUUCCAGAGGCAUCCUCACAACAAGCUCCUUGAUAAUGUAGCAGGUUCGAGUGUUCGCCAACCAUCGCCUCAGCCUACUCAUCUAGGAUUUCCCGGCGGUGGUUUGCAUCGAGUCUUGUCAGAGGAGGAUCCAGGCUAUAUUGCUGCCAAAUUUGAAGGAAAAGAGAAACAGAUGGAACAGGUCAUGGACCAGCUGGAAAGCAAAGGCUUUAUUCCCACCGAAUUUGUUGCCGGAGAAGCCGAAUGGUUUUACAAUCAACUUGGAAUCGAUGACACGUAUUUUCAAACCGAGACUGUCGAUGCCAUUGUCACACAGAUUCUUUCUCUUUAUGCUGCCAAGGUUGCAGCUUACGCCCGUGAUGAUAAGAAGCUUGAGAUACGUUUAGACAAGGAAGCCGAAGAUCAUGCAGUUUACAUCGAUACAAGCAAGCCCGGCGUUACGACGGUGGAUGGCCCCCGAUAUGAGCAGAGAAUUGAGAAGAAAUACGUGAAUGGCUCUACACCUAGUAGUAGCUAUCGUGUUGAGACCUUCCGUUCACCAACCCCGAUCCCUGGGGACGAUGGCCAGCAACUCCGUUGCUACUUUGUGUACAAGUGCCAAUUCGUCAACCCUAACCCGGGUCCGAACGAAACGAACAUCGAUAUUAUUGGUGAAAAAAGAUUCUUGCAAAAGGCAACGGCCAACACCAAAGCCAUUUACCAAGAAAUUAUUACCAAUGCCGUUAAUCGGUCCGGUCCUGUUAUUGAGAUGUUUGAGAUCGAGAAGAGUCGCGAAAAGAGGCUGGUUAUCGCUUACCGCCAGGGCUCUGCUAUGGGUCUAUUCAGCGCCCUUUCUGAUCUAUACCACUACUACCGUCUAACAAGCUCCCGUAAAUAUCUGGAGAACUUCUCUAACGGCAUCACGGUCAUCUCUCUCUACCUUCGCCCACUAAAAGAUGCAGAAAUUGCCGCCAAGUAUCCCCCAAUUGAGGCGGCCAUUCACCAGAUCAUUAAGGAGGUCUCUCUUCUGUACUGCAUCCCCCAGAACAGAUUCCAGCAUCACUUUGCGGUCGGCCGUCUCAGCUUGCAGGAGACCAUCUAUGCCCACUGUGCGUGGGUAUUCGUGCAGCAGUUUCUUAAUCGCCUAGGAUCUGAAUACAUCUCUCUAACCGACCUUCUGGACUCCAAUAACAGCGUUCACGCAGAACUGUUAGCGAAGAUCAAGAAGAGGCUGCGUACCGAGACUUUCACGUCAGAUUAUAUCUCAGAGAUUGUUAACAAGUACCCGGAAUUAAUCCACAAGCUGUAUUUGGAUUUUGCGAACACCCAUUACGUACAAACUCGCGGCCCCGCCGAGGACGAUUUUCUUCCAACCCUAAGCUACCUGCGCCUCCAGGUUGACGAAGUCCUUGAUGGCGCGAAGUUGAAACAACUCAUCUCGAGCACCGCGGCCAACGAGCAUGACGAGAUGGUCAUGAGCGCUUUCCGUGUAUUCAACGCCUCCAUCCUCAAGACAAACUUCUUCACACCCACUAAGGUGGCACUCAGCUUCCGACUCAAUCCUGAUUUCCUGCCGGAGCACGAGUACCCUCAGCGUCUCUAUGGCAUGUUUUUAGUCAUCAGCUCAGAAUUCCGAGGCUUCCAUCUGCGGUUCCGUGACAUUUCCCGUGGUGGUAUCCGUAUCGUUAAGAGUAGGAAUAAGGAAUCCUACAGCAUUAACGCCCGCUCGCUGUUCGAUGAGAAUUACAAUUUAGCCAACACCCAACAGCGCAAGAACAAAGACAUCCCCGAAGGUGGUGCGAAGGGUGUGAUUCUUUUAGAUGUAAACCAUCAGGACAAAGCUGCUGUCGCUUUUGAGAAGUAUAUUGACAGCAUCCUCGACCUUCUGCUACCUCCUGUCAGCCCAGGCAUCAAAGACCCAAUUGUUGACCUGCAUGGAAAAGACGAGAUUCUCUUUAUGGGGCCCGAUGAGAACACGGCCGAGUUAGUGGACUGGGCUACCGAGCAUGCAAGGAACCGUGGCGCUCCCUGGUGGAAGUCGUUUUUCACAGGCAAGAGUCCCAAGCUGGGUGGUAUCCCCCAUGAUACUUACGGCAUGACAACCUUGUCCGUCCGCCAAUAUGUUCUUGGUAUCUACCGCAAGCUGAAGAUCGACCCAUCUACGGUCCGGAAGCUGCAAACCGGUGGACCCGACGGUGACCUGGGAUCAAAUGAGAUCCUUCUUGCCAACGAAAAAUAUACUGCAAUCGUUGAUGGAUCCGGUGUCAUUGUUGAUCCCAGAGGUCUAGAUCAUGAGGAGCUGGUUCGACUGGCCAAAAAGCGCGUGACUAUCUCCGAAUUUGACUUGUCGAAACUAUCUCCGGAGGGCUAUCGAGUUCUAGUAGAUGAGAGCAACGUAAAGUUACCGAACGGCGAGCUUAUUCAUAACGGAAUGACUUUCCGCAACACUUUCCAUUUGCGCCGAGAGCUGCCUUACGAUGUCUUUGUUCCUUGCGGUGGACGACCGGAGUCUAUUGAUCUUUCCACUGUUGGAAAGCUUAUUCAGAAUGGCAAAUCCACCAUCCCUUACAUUGUUGAGGGUGCCAAUCUAUUUAUCACACAAGACAGCAAGCUGCGACUCGAGAGGGCUGGCUGCAUUUUGUUCAAGGACGCAUCAGCGAAUAAGGGUGGUGUGACAUCAUCGUCAUUAGAGGUUCUUGCGUCAUUGAGUCUCAAUGACGAGGAGUUCGUGGAGAAUAUGUGUGUUCGCGAGGAUGGCAGCGUUCCCACGUUUUACAAGGACUACGUCAAGCAGGUCCAGGAGGUCAUCAAGCACAAUGCCACCCUCGAAUUCGAAGCCAUAUGGCGUGAACAUGAGCAAACCGGCCUACUCCGAAGCGUUCUCAGUGAUCGCCUCAGUUUGGCUAUCACCAAGCUUGAUGAGGAGUUGCAGGAGACCGAGCUGUGGGAUAAUGUUGAACUUCGCCGCUCAGUGCUCAGCGAUGCUCUACCAAAGCUCCUUUUGGACAAGACUGGCCUUGAUACAAUCCUACAACGGGUCCCUGAAAACUACCUGCGGGCCAUCUUUGGCAGCUACCUCGCAAGUCGGUUUGUAUACGAGUAUGGCAGCAGCCCUAGCCAGUUCUCCUUCUUUGACUUCAUGACUAAGCGACUUUCUAAGAUUGGGGCGUAACGUAGUUUAGACAGAUGACAACGAUGUUCCUCACUUAUGAUAUUGCAUCUUCCGGGUUUAUACAUAACUGCACAUGAGCAGUGUUACAGGUACUAAUUAUGGCAAUUUUGUUCAUCGCGUGGAUGGGAUACAAAAAAAAAAGUCACGAGUAAUGAAGAUUUAAUACAUCCUUCUGUUUCUUUCUGAUUUUGUAGAUUUAUUUGCAAGUCAAGUAUCUAUCCCACUCCACAGUCAAUGGCACAAUUAGGUUCCGCUGCUUUCCUUGCACAUGACAAAAGCGAUCUCCUUCAGUCUAGGUCUUGUACUACAGAGUUUCACAAACCACUUGGGAUUUAUAGAUUUUGAAGAAAGCUGGCGCACUCUACCUCUGGAUUUAUUAUUAUCGUUUUGAAUACGGGUUUGAACAACCCCCGGGGGAUAUUGUUAAGAGCCCAUGUACUGUGAUAUGG
This is a messenger RNA of Aspergillus alliaceus, 3854 nucleotides long. RefSeq names its product glutamate dehydrogenase (NAD(+)). Gene Ontology annotation, cellular component: mitochondrion. NCBI's taxonomy places the organism in Eukaryota, Fungi, Ascomycota, Eurotiomycetes, Eurotiales, Aspergillaceae. The transcript is spliced from 5 exons. Gene Ontology annotation, molecular function: L-glutamate dehydrogenase (NAD+) activity. Bases 118 to 3405 code for a protein of 1095 amino acids. The record is from RefSeq and is a predicted model, not a curated record.